Entamoeba invadens IP1 is the source of this 1530-nucleotide messenger RNA. Its product is annotated as protein serine/threonine kinase. NCBI's taxonomy places the organism in Eukaryota, Evosea, Mastigamoebida, Endamoebidae. The transcript has a single exon. The record is from RefSeq and is a predicted model, not a curated record. The annotation marks the transcript as partial.
ACAAUCAGAGAUUUGCCAAUCUUUUUUACUUAUCAAAUUAAUUCAACCAAAUUUUCCUUUCAAAGUUUGUCAGAAGUCAAUUUAGCAUUUUCUGUAAAUCCAAUUCAAACGACAUUGCCACAAAACACAAAACUGCUCAUGGGGAAUCGUUUGUUAAGAAUUGGAACUUCAAACAAAGUGUUUUGCCAUUUGAAUAACAUAAAUGGUGAUUAUAGUGAGCCAUACUGUCCUUGUGAUUCAGUUAAUUGUUAUAUCACCCCACCCAAAAAUAUAACCUCUUUAAAUUUAAUCGUUGAUAAAUCAACAAAUGCACAUCAAAAAUACGACGAAGUCGAAGAAGAACUUGACAUUGAAAGUGUUGCCAUUGGAAACAAAAAAGUCUCCUUUUUUAAGACAGACAACUUUAUUCUUAGUGUAAAUUCACAGAUUGAUAAGUUGAUCACAAACAUUUCAUCUCUAACAAAAACUGUUCUAAUGGUUUCAAAUCAAAGUUUUGUAUUUCAACAUGUUGUAUCGAAAUCAAUUUACUCAAGUGAAAAUGGUACCAAAUUUAUUAUAAAUCCAAUGUGUAAAAAUGGAGGUCAUUUCAACACAACAACACAACAAUGUGACAAUUGUUUGGAUUCAAAUUGUAUUGACUGUUCUUACAAUUCAAAAAAAUGUUUAAGAUGUCAACAGGAAUAUUAUAUUACCAAUGACAGUAAAUGCGUUGAAAUACCGAACUGUUUGUUGAAACGAUCAAAUCGAUGUCUAAAAUGUUCAAAUGGGUAUUUACUUUCUGAAGGUCACUGUCAAAAUACAUCAUCUUGUCUGAUUCAAAAUUUAAAUGGUACAUGUCAAAUUUGCAGUUUAAAAACGUUUAAUUUUAACAACAGUAAAUGUGAAAUUGCCGAUGAACACUUGUUAUACACAAAUCAAAAUAAUAUAAUUGCUUGUAAAAGUGGGUAUAUAACAAAUUCCAACAUUUGUCAAAAGUGCUCGGAUCUCUACAAAUCAAGUGAAGUGUGUGAAAAUGGUCGUCCCACAAAAUGUGAAAUUGAAUUUGAAAUGAAUAAAUCUGGACAAUGUGAACACAAUAACUGUUCUGAACCAAAUGAUGAAAACGGAAGAUGUUCUAAAUUUUAUGACAACUGCACUUUCAUCACAAAUUCAAAGUGUUUAGCGUGUAAUAAUAGUUUAAUUUUAAACAAUACUAAAUGUCUUACAAAUGACGAUAUACAAUGCACAAACCAGAGUUUGGUUUCUUGUUUGCGAUGUAAAGACGCUUAUUAUUUUAAUUCAUCAUCCAACAGAUGUGAAAGAUGCGAUUCAAAUUGUUUGACUUGUGUCAUAACUCCGACUUAUUGUCUUUCAUGUCCACCAGGAUUUUACAUUUCAAAUAAUAUUUGCAAAACAAAUUCUGAAUUGGUGGGAAUUUGCACACAAUUUAUAUCAUCUGGUGGAUGUGCAAAAUGCGCUGAAGGUUAUUACAGAAAUGGGUUGGACUGUUAUAAAUGUGAUCUUUCAUGUUCAUUGUGUAAUACAAAUUUA